Molecule: messenger RNA, 4822 nt
Organism: Struthio camelus australis
Lineage: Eukaryota; Metazoa; Chordata; Aves; Struthioniformes; Struthionidae
Source: RefSeq, a predicted model, not a curated record
UCCCCCCUCCUUCCUCCCUUCCGCCCCCUCCUCCCUUCUAUGAGAAGAAAACUUGGUUGGAUUUAAUAUAUUUCUUUGGGAUCGGAAGGAACUCCUGCCUGCUGGAUCUGGUUUAGACGCCCGAUAGACAAGUUCCAUGUGAAUGGUUUAAUAAACUCCAUUCUGCAUCCUGGUGAUUCUGUGGUCCAGUUCAGAAACUGAUUGAUUCCUAUGGUGUGAAUUGGAAGAGGUGCAGUGAUUCGGAAUGUUGGGUUUGAAAGCUCAGGGAAGAAGCAGCAGGGAGAAAAAAGUAACACAGUGUGCCUGAAAAUGACAACAAAGCGGAAUUUGUUUGUGCGGCUGGUGCCAUGCCGCUGUCUGCGUGGAGAGGAGGAAACAGUCACUACGCUUGAUUAUUCUCACUGCAGCCUGGAACAGGUGCCUAAAGAGAUUUUUACUUUUGAAAAGACCUUGGAGGAACUCUAUUUAGAUGCUAAUCAGAUUGAAGAGCUUCCAAAGCAACUUUUUAACUGUCAGUCUCUGCACAAGCUGAGUUUGCCAGACAAUGAUCUAACCACAUUGCCAGCAUCCAUCGCAAAUCUCAUUAAUCUCAGGGAACUGGAUGUCAGCAAGAAUGGCAUACAGGAGUUUCCAGAAAACAUAAAAAACUGUAAAGUCUUGACAGUUGUUGAGGCCAGCGUAAAUCCAAUUUCAAAGCUUCCAGAUGGAUUUUCCCAACUGUUAAACCUAACACAGCUGUACCUGAAUGAUGCUUUUCUUGAGUUCUUGCCAGCCAACUUUGGCAGAUUAACUAAGCUCCAGAUUUUGGAACUUAGAGAAAACCAGUUAAAAAUAUUGCCAAAAACCAUGUCCAGACUGACUCAGCUGGAGAGACUGGACUUAGGAAGUAAUGAAUUCACAGAAGUGCCUGAAGUACUCGAACAACUGAGUGGGUUAAAGGAAUUUUGGAUGGAUGGUAACAGACUAACACUUAUCCCAGGGUUCAUAGGUACCUUGAAACAGCUGACCUACUUGGAUGUUUCUAAAAACAAUAUUGAAGUGGUUGAAGAGGGUAUUUCAGGUUGUGAAAGCCUACAAGACCUACUGUUAUCCAGUAAUUCACUUCAGCAACUGCCAGAGUCCAUUGGUUCCCUGAAGAAGGUAACAACGCUUAAAAUUGAUGAAAACCAGUUAAUUUAUUUGCCAGACUCCAUAGGAGGGUUAAUAUCAGUAGAAGAACUGGACUGUAGUUUCAAUGAGAUUGAAACAUUGCCUUCAUCUGUUGGGCAACUCUCUAACAUAAGGACAUUUGCUGCAGAUCAUAACUUUUUAACACAACUGCCACCAGAGAUAGGAAACUGGAAGCAUGUAACAGUGUUGUUUCUGCAUUCUAAUAAGAUUGAAUUUCUCCCUGAAGAAAUGGGUGAUAUGCAGAAAUUAAAAGUCAUCAAUCUGAGUGACAAUAGACUGAAGAAUUUGCCCUUUACCUUUACAAAACUGCAGCAGCUCACUGCUAUGUGGCUGUCAGACAAUCAGUCUAAACCACUUAUCCCUCUUCAAAAAGAAGCUGACCCUGACACACAAAAAACAGUGCUUACUAAUUACAUGUUCCCCCAGCAACCAAGGACUGAGGAUGUUAUGUUCAUAUCUGAUAAUGAAAGCUUCAAUCCGUCUUUGUGGGAGGAACAGAGGAAACAGCGUGCUCAGGUGGCUUUUGAAUGUGAUGAAGACAAAGAUGAAAGGGAGGCACCACCUCGGGAGGGCAAUCUGAAGAGAUAUCCAACUCCAUAUCCUGAUGAACUGAAGAAUAUGGUCAAAACAGUCCAGACAAUUGUACAUAGGCUGAAGGAUGAAGAAUCUACUGAAGAUAUUGCCAAGGAGUCAAAACGAGAAGGCCAGACAGUUUCUGUAAAAGAUGUGGGGGUAAAGACUUCAGAAAUUGCUCCGAGCACUGCAAAUUCACAGAUGACUGCACUUGUUAAAACCUUAAAGAACACAAAAACAAUUGUCAACCAUGAAGACACGCUUGAGGAGUCGGAAGAACUCUCCUCUGAUGAAGAGAUGAAAAUGGCAGAAAUGCGGCCACCACUGAUAGAAACCUCCAUAAACCAACCCAAAGUGGUAGCUCUUAGCAAUAACAAAAAAGAUGACUUAAAAGAUGCUGAUUCCUUAUCAGAUGAAGCCACCCACAAUAGCAAUCAAAAUAACAGCAACUGUUCAUCUCCUUCUCGAAUGUCGGAUUCCGUUUCCUUAAAUACUGAUAGUAGCCAAGAUAUUUCUCUCUGUUCUCCAGACAAAGAAACACAUGCAGCUGCUUUGUCCAAAAUCAGACGUGAAGAUGAAAAUUUGAAUAAUCUCUUGCAAAAUGGAGGUGAAUUAAGCAUUACAGUAGAAGAAAAAAUAAAUGUGCAAGACAAGGUUACAAAUCUGUCCAAAUAUGAUUUAAGCAUUGAAGAAAGAUUAGGCCUGAUAGGAAAAGAUGUUGAUCUAAACGCUCCUACUGAGGAGUCUCACAAAUUAGAUCAAAUAAACAUGAACAUCAAUAGGCUGGCUAGUGAAGAGGCAGUGCCAGUUCCCAUAGAAAGAUUAAAAUCACAGGAAAUAGCAUCAUUAAAAGGGUUUUUGAAUAACAAUAUGAAAGAAGAAAACGAGCACUUGGAAAAUGGAAAUAAAUAUCCUAUAAGUAAAGUAAAUGGACAUCCUGAGGAAGUAGUACCGUCUCCCAUCAGAGAUGAAGUGACGCGAAGCACUACAGUUGAUGGUGAUUCUUCUGCUGAGCUGUCUAUUUCAAAGAGCACUGAAGAUCUGUCCCCACAGAGAAGUGGUGCUGUGGUAAAAUCUCACAGUAUCACCAGUAUGGAUACUGGUGGUCUGAAAAUCUAUGAUAUUGUCAAUGACAAUGGAUCUCAGCAGCCAAACACAGUGGUUAAAUCAGCCUCUGGUAGUGCAGAUGGAAAAAACAUAGUCCGAAGUAAAUCUGCUACUCUUCUGUAUGAUCAGCCUUUGCAAGUUUUUCCUGGAUCGUCGUCAUCAUCUGAUUUAGUAUCUUCUACAAAGCCUGUGUUCAAGUUUGACUUGAAUCACAAUCCUGAAGGUGCUAACGUGGUGAGAGGAGCAGUGGCAAGUGGUGCACAGAUGUUCUGCACUCCCCAGUAUAAUAUUCAGUACAGCAGUAGUGCGACAGCCAAAGAUACCCUGUGGCCCCAGAAACAAAGCACCCAAGUAGAGCCAGGCAGCUUACCUCCUUCGCGUCUGCUUAGGUCUGACAGCACAGAAACCCCUAGCUAUGUAAAGCAUUCUGCCAAUAUGAACUUCUCCAAUCAUAACAAUGUUCGAGCCAGUACUGCAUAUAACACUCAUCAGCGGAUGGCUGGGAGACAUAUAGAUAUGUGGGCUAUUCCACCAAAUGAUAGACUGGUCCCAGGAGCAACCAGAAACACUCUUCAAAGGCAGAGUAGUGUAACCUCUACAGCUUCUGUAAAUGUUGGUGAUACUGGACCCUCAAGGCGGGCCCAGCUUCCUGAUGGGGACUACUUAACAUACAGAGAUUUGCAUUCAAUGGGAAGAGCUCCACCAGUAAUGCCUGGGCAUCAGAGACCUCUUUCUGCCAGGACAUACAGCGUUGAUGGUCCAAAUGUACCCCGACCACAGAGUGCUCGACCUUCAGUGAAUGAAAUACCAGAAAGAACUAUGUCAGUUAGUGACUUUAACUACUCACGGACUAGUCCUUCAAAGAGAUCAAACCCAAGGGUUAACUCUGAGCAUUCUUUAUUAGACCCUCCAGGAAAAAGUAAAGUCCCUCAUGACUGGAGGGAACAGGUGCUGCGACACAUUGAAGCUAAAAAACUAGAAAAGAGCAUGCUGUCUAGGUCCUUUAAUUCCAAUUACGCUGCAGUUAGCAGCUUUCACUAUGGCAGCUCUAGGGAUCUGCAUGGCAGCCAGGGUAGUGUUGCCUUGAGUGUUGCAGACGGAAGAGGUUCUGGUGUGCACGUUGUUCGACAUCCCCAGGCUUCUACACCAGGAGAACAGUGCCAAGAUGAGGUAUUCAUUUCGGGACAGCAGAAUUACUCAUCUGCCACGCUUAGUCUCAAAGAUGUUCCUCCAGACAGCAUGAAGAAAGUAGCUGUGCAGAUACCUUUGACAAAUGGACAGAUGUGCCAGCCACAAAGACCACAGGCAAACUACAGCCAAGUCCAUCAUCUCCCUCCUCAGUCAUCAGUAGCAAGACAUCCAUCUAGAGAACAACUAAUCGAUUAUCUGAUGCUGAAAGUUGCCCACCAACCUCCCUAUGCACAGUCCCAAUGUUCUCCCAGGCAAAGCCAUGAAAUGGUAAAGCAAGAGAUUCGAGUGAGAAUUGACAAGGAUCCCGAGCUUGGAUUUAGUAUAUCGGGAGGAGUUGGCGGUAGAGGGAAUCCGUUCAGACCUGAAGAUGAUGGUAUAUUUGUAACCAGAGUGCAACCAGAAGGACCAGCAUCUAAGCUGUUGCAACCUGGAGAUAAAAUAAUUCAGGCUAAUGGAUACAGCUUCAUCAAUAUUGACCAUGGACAAGCAGUAUCCUUGCUAAAGACUUUUCAGAAUGCAGUGGAACUCAUCAUUGUGCGAGAGGUUUCUUCAUAAAUACUGUGGAUAGGGGGGGAAAAGCUAACAAGAUUCAUCGAAGGACUUAUGGGGAACUGAGUAUUUUGACUAUUUUUAUAUAUGAAAGGAACUUGAAUUAUGAUCAAAAUUUGUACAGGAAAUGAAAUAUUGAACUUGUGGUUGAAGGGGGAAAAACCACUGUAUAGAACGUACAGGAAAUCAUUUUGGAAAUGCAUAUGGUGAAUAAACUUGUUUUUAAGCAUUA